GUUUUGUUGGCUAAAUUACAAAAGCAUUGCACGCGUAAAUAUUAGGCUUUAUAUGCAAAUGUCCCGCAUCAGAAAUUUGUUUCGGUUUCAUUAUGAACAUUUCAUGUUACACCUGCUCAACAUCAUCAAAUCAUUUAAAGCGAAGUAGAAGUUGGACAUCACUGACAUUGUGCCAGCGAACCCGAAGCAGCAUCAAGAGCAGAAAUCAGCCAAACGGACGCAUAGUCAGAGAACCGCUGAGUCGAGGAAACAGCUGAAUGAUGAGUGCUGCUCAGAGUCCGACAACACUGGAGUCCAGACUGAAGGCCCUGCAGUGCCACUUCACCUGGGAUCUGGACCCUAACAGGUUCAAACUUUUCCGACUCAGGGACAAGCUGGAGGACAUCGCCCCCAAGGAGGGAAACAGCUGGCUGGGUCACAUUCACAACCUGCAGGGGUUCAUUCAGUACAAGCUGGGGUUCACCGAAGACGCCCAGAGUUUGUUCAGCAGGGCUGCAGAGGCCUUCCGCCAGAUGAGAAACACAGAUGAGGGCCCCUGGUUAGUGGUGAACUACGGGAACCUGGCUUGGCUGCACCACCACCUGGGAGAACAAGCAGAGAGUCAGGCUUACCUGUCGAAGGUCGACGCCCUGAUGAAUAAAUACCCAUCUCCAUCCCAGGACGAGCUCCAUCCGGAGAUCUACACGGAAAAAGCCUGGACCCUGAUGAAGUUCAGCGCAGACAAAAAGCUGCUGGCUGCAGAUUACUUCGAGAGAGCCAUCAGGAUGCAGCCAGACAUGGUGGAGUGGCGUACCAGCCAUAUGUUAGCAUUAGCCAGUCCCUUUAAUUAUAGCAACAAAGAGCUGGAGGAUAACAUCUUGGAGAAAAUGAGAAUCGCCAAAGAACAGGAUCCAGAGAGCUUGUACCUCGCCGUUCACUACCUUGAGCAAUGUGCUAAGAAAGGAAAACUAAUCGAAGAUGAAGCGCGUGAGUUAGGCAGAAAGGUUUUGAGAAAUCCCGUCAGCAGCUACAGCGGUAUGAAAGCAUUACUAUGGGUUUACAGGGACUAUGUAUCUGUUGAUGAGGCCAUUGAUUUGGCAGAGGAGGCUCUGGAAAACCAUCCAGAUGUACGUUAUGUAAAGACAUGUGCUGCACUCUGCUACAAAUGGAAGAUCAUUUUUUUCAGGGAAAGUCGCCCAAAACAAAGCGUGAUAGACAGAGCAAUCAGUCUCCAUGAGGAGGUGAUUUCUCUUUACCCUCAUUCUUCAUUUGUGAAGAAAAUAGACCUCGCAAAUAUAUACGCAAGGUCAAAUCUGGCUAAAGCUGAGGCGAUAUACCAGGAACUGCUAGAAAGUGACCUGGAACCUGCAGACAAACAGAUGCUUUACAACAACUAUGCAAAAUAUUUAAACCUCUAUCGGCAGGAUUGGUCAAUAACAUAUCACAUGAAGGCGGCUGAGAUACCGCACAAAUCCUUCUUUCGUGAGAACAGCAUCAGAGUUCUGGAGAAGAUUAAAGACAGAGGCUGGAACCGAAUGUGUAGAGAAAUAGAGGAGUUUCUGGCGAACCUGCAAGAGCCAUAGAGUUUUUAACAGAACUGGUUCUAAAUCCAGAAAGAUAUGUAGGUAUCCCCUUACCUAAAAAAAUCUUUACUUACUCAUUAAUUUGAUUACAUACACAUUAGGAAAACUUGUGGAAAAGAUUUGUGGAAAUUAUGGAAAAGAUUACUUCUUAAAAUAAAAUAAAAAUGGAAGUGAGAAACUUACAGUGAAGACCCACUGAUCGCAGUGACAUUAAGUCAAGUUUGGCCCAGAUUUACUUCACCCUGCAAGUGAAUCCUCUGAGGGUGAUUUCGUUGAAACUAACUAUACAUUUGCACCGAGAAACUGUCAGCAGUAGUGUACUCGAUCUGUAUGAAACAGUCUGAAUCAUUCAGUAACACUGGCGUGGUCCUUUAAAUAACAUCCACUGUGGACAUGUUCAAAUGUCAUUACAUAAUUCAGUAAAUUACAUUAUUAGUUCAAAUAGAUUUUGAUCAGAUGUUCCUUUUCUUAACUUACAUGUAACUGUGGUGUUUACUAUAUUCCUGCUGUGUUUAUUAUUUUCCUUAGCACUGUAUUUUAGGUUUGUAUGAGAACAUUAUAUACUCUGUAUGAAAUUUGCUUUGCUGUAAGCUUUGGAGUGGUGACAUAUAAAACUCUCUGAUUGGUAAUGUAAUAGUUACUUUGAUGUAUAACCUGAAUAUUAUCGCCAGAUUCAACUGAUUGUAUUCUUAGAAAGUAUGUUGAGCUGUGUCUCAGUUGUACACAAUACUAAUACUAUUAAAUAUACAUGAUGUACACUAAAAA
This is a messenger RNA of Siniperca chuatsi (mandarin fish), 2327 nucleotides long. Its product is annotated as interferon-induced protein with tetratricopeptide repeats 1B-like. The transcript has 2 exons. Bases 258 to 1562 code for a protein of 434 amino acids. Gene Ontology annotation, molecular function: protein binding. Gene Ontology annotation, cellular component: cytosol. The record is from RefSeq and is a predicted model, not a curated record. Gene Ontology annotation, biological process: defense response to virus. NCBI's taxonomy places the organism in Eukaryota, Metazoa, Chordata, Actinopteri, Centrarchiformes, Sinipercidae.